This is a messenger RNA of Nakaseomyces glabratus, 6390 nucleotides long. It is a transcript of the gene BLM10, whose product is annotated as proteasome activator BLM10. Lineage: Eukaryota; Fungi; Ascomycota; Saccharomycetes; Saccharomycetales; Saccharomycetaceae. The record is from RefSeq and is a predicted model, not a curated record. Gene Ontology annotation, molecular function: proteasome binding; peptidase activator activity. Gene Ontology annotation, biological process: proteasomal ubiquitin-independent protein catabolic process. Gene Ontology annotation, cellular component: nucleus; cytosol.
AUGACUGACAAUAUACAUGCUCCGGUGCCUUCCAAAAAGGGGGCAUUGGCGCAGAUGAAGAUUAUGGAAACGCCACAGAGGCCAGCUUCUGGUGGUGAUGUUCGGAAUCGGAUCAAAUCCCCGCGUGGUGGGAUGUUGGCUGCUGCUGCUCGGAACCUGCGGGCGAGGUCUGAGACACCUACUUUGCUCGAUGAAAGAAGCUUCAAUGGGAUGGAUUCUGAGAAAGUAAUGUCACAGAGGUUAGAGGCUUAUGGGCUGGACUAUGUGACAGAUGAAAGGCUCCACAGGGAGAAUAUAUAUGACCCGGAUUCCAGAUGGUACAGCAGAAAAGUGAAGCCCAAGUUCAUUAUCGCAGAUUAUCUGCCAUAUAAUGUCGAGUCUCACUUGGACCAAGCUAAAUACCUAUGUCAUGUCAUCGUUAAUCUUUACAUUGCGAUUAAGUCCCUAGAUAUUGAAGGGCUGAUCUCGAUCUCAAGUAAGGAUUUGGCUGAAUUCAAGGGUUCUGUUGAUGACUUGGCGAUGAAAACGGACAUGUUUCGACUUUCUGGAGACACUGUUCAUGUUGAAGAUGCCGGCUAUACUACAGAUCAGCUAGAUGACGAUGACAUUCAAGGUGAGUUCUAUGGCGAAAGCAUAUAUUCUGAUAUUGAUAGACCUGGCAGUGGUAAGAUCACAGCCAGCUCUGCGACUAUCAUAAAUAUCAAUCACUGGACUAACGAGCUAAAAAAUUGUCUGCAGUUUGAUUUUCCUGUACAUCUGAGGAAGGCACUUGCCACUGUAUACUAUUACGUUUCUUUAUGUCAAGGUCAGAAUAUCCAUCGAAAGAUGUUUGUUGAAAUGUUUGAAGCGUUAGUAGAUACAGACGAUCAAGGGACUGAUUUUACUGUGAUGUUAAAAGAGGAUGGUAUGGUUCUAGAUUACAAAGCAUUAUACGAUUUGCUAUGGGAAUUUCUUCCAUACCCAGACUCUGAUUAUUGCAGAUAUGAUCUGUCCUCCAAAGAAGACUUGCAAUUUUUCCGACUUCUGUUGAGACUGUCUCUAUCCUGUAGACCUUUUUUUGAUGAAUCAGACGACACCAUUCUUGAGAAUAUAAUGAAAAAAUUGUUAUCUAAUUUAGCACCCUCAACCAUGUCUGCAGUUCUACCAAUACUAUCAUCAUCUGUUCCUUUCCAUUAUAAUGACAAGGCAAAAAUAACGGACUAUUUCUCCUUAUGUUUUAGUUUAUGGGGAUCAGUCAGCGCAAAUGUUGCAAUUGAUACCCAUAUGUACGAUUUGACAGGUAUGGUUUCAGAGGAUGCACAUGUCAGACUGUUAAAAGAAGAUGGCUCCUGGAAAACAGAUUAUAUCAAUUUUGGAAAGUUUGGCAUUUUUACUGAGGAUCAGCUUAAUUUCAUGUUUAAUAGGCUACAGGGUCAUUUGAGAAGUGACGGUCAGAUUCAUUCAUAUACUAGAACUGCAAGGCCUUUCAUUCAUUCUAUUAAUGGUAAAUUUGCAGAUGAGUUUUUUGAGAAACUUGAUGAAUUGACCAGUGCUAUUGAAACUUUUGUUCAUCCUUCAAAUACUGGCUUUUGGACCUCGCCUAUAGCCAAAUUUAUUCACAGUUUUGUGAAAAUGUAUCAUGCAAGAUAUAGUGAAGAGAAGGCUGCUAAUUUUCAUACUGAGUUUUGUUUAACGCCUUACUGUCAUGUGAAACUUACAGAUUCAUUGUUGAAUAUUAUUAAUAUUGGAUCUCAAAAUAAGAGUUCAGAUGUAUCGAACUAUUAUAUUUCAUGCUUGGCAUACUUGUUGGAUUUGAAUCCUAAGAAUAGGCACUUGAUCUUCAACAAGAUAAUCAAUGAUCUAAAUGAUGCGUUAGCGGGAGAAUAUGUAAAUUCUAGACAUAGAAUUAUUUCCUCGCUGAAGCAAUUUACAAGAACAGUUAGAUACAUGGUUGAAGAUAGUCUGUACCGUAUUCACGUUACAAAUAUUAUUUCUAACUUGGUCUCUAAAUUAGACACUAAUGAUAUUGAAUUAACUGGGCAAAUUGUGAAUGCACUUGCAACAGUAUUUUGUUUUGUGCCGAUAAAAAAUCUGGUAAGCAAGGAUGAAUUUAUGACAUUUGAGUCUACAACUUUGCCGUUCCUGACAGAGCAUUACUAUCAUAUGAAACUAAAUGACACUCAAGAUUUCAAAGUUGAUGAAGAAGUACUCUUAAAUGCUUUCAGAGCCUCCACUACAAUAUUUGAAACUAUGAUAAAGGUCUUUGUUGAUAAACUUUAUGAUUUUGUUGACGUAGAUAUUGAAGGUUCUUUGGUAACCAAAAUGAAUCAAACGACGAUAAUAAUGCAGGAAAGUAUGGAUAAUGAAAUGUUUGAGAAGUUUUUUAAAUUCUAUUCCGAUAAAUUUUGGACAAAUGAGAAUUUUAAAGGUAAUGAACCGCAUCACGAACUUAUCACAAUACCAUUGGCAGCGUUUGUAAGGAGAGAUAGUUCUUUAGCGAAAUCUCUUGUUCCGAUGUUGGUUUAUCAUAUCAAGGAUCAAAUAGAAAAAGGAGCAGGAUCACUAAGAAGUUCAACGGAAGUUCAAGCUAGAGAUGUAAAGUUGGUAUUAUACUUAACAGCAUUGAACGAUGUCUUAAGACAGACUCACGCGACCACACUAGAUCUAUCAAAUGAUAUUAUGGAUUUUCUGGAUUUCAUUUACGAGAACAUUACAAACCCUCCCAUUGACGUUUUGACAUCUAUCAUCCUUCACAAUAUGUUGUUCACUUUGAUUGCGACAGAAGUAGUUGAUACCAGAUUAUUUCCCGAAUCUUCUGCUAUACCUGAUAUUAAAAGGUGGGGUGGAUUGCAGUUUUCUGAUAAAAAAUAUGAAGAAGAAAACUUGAACAUCAAAUGGCAUGUACCAACUGAUAUGGAAGUUGAGUUGGCACUUAUGGUCAUAGAGAAGUAUACUAAUCUGGCGUUCACAAAGCUGGAUGAAAUCAUAAACGGUGCAAAUAAGAGCAAAGGUUAUAAAGAUGAAAUUGAAAAGUAUCUAUUACUCUUAACUCAUUGUUUGUCUGGGGCUAGUUUAUUGUUUGAUCCUGAUUUUAACAAAAAUAAAGUAAAUGAAUCGAAGGGAUUUUCUUAUGGAGAAACGUUACUCUUGCUAAAACAGAUAAGGGAUAGCAACUGCGAUUCUGAAGAGUUGGAUAUUGACUUAGAACAGAUCAGGUCUGAUAAGGGUGAUGAUGAAUAUAUUUCAUACAAAGAUUCCGACGAUGAAAGAAAUGAGCAUUCAGAUACAAUUGAAAUAAGAGAUGACGAUCCCGAAUUGAUUUUAGAUGAUCAGACUUCUGAAGCGCCAUCUGGGGUAUCCACUCCUGUGCCUGGCUUCCAUAAUGAUUUUACCUCCUCCAUAAAUGCAGGUGUUGCAUUUAGAGAGCUCGAUAUGUUCCAGUACAACUAUCACUAUGGAUCCUCGGUGACUGAUAAGUUUAGAAACCCUGGUUAUUUCAAAGUACAUAAAAUUAGAUCAAAAGUGGGACUUACUUUGCAUAAAGUUCUCAAAUUUUUGGUCAAAAAUGCUGAAAAUAACACAUACCUAUUUCAAAUUUUACUACAUGCUAUCAAAGUAUGGUUUACGGAUGUCGGCCAAGAAACAGUAUUUAAUGAGGACCCAACAGCGUUUCUAAGCUUAGAUUUUAUUGAAAAUAUCCAAUAUCUUGCUCAUUUAGAUGAACCGUAUACUCGAACAUUCUUAGCUGUGAGAGCGGAUGUAUUUCAUCAAAACAGGGUUUUACUUAGAUCUACAAACAGAAAACCAUCUAAAAUUGAGGUUCAACUUUUAAGAGAUGUCUUGGAUUUGGCAAUGUCUAUAUAUCCCGACAUUAAUAAACCAGCCCAAGGUACAAUGGUGCAUUGUAUGAAGCAGAUUAUUGGUUCUUACUCUAUCAUUAUGAAGAAAUUAUUAACGGAAAUUCAUGUUGCACUAAAGGCAUCUGAAUUUAAACAGCUGGCUGUUUUGCUUCAAAUUUUGAGGAUCAAAAAAAUAAAUAAAAAACUAUUUUCUGAUUACAAAAAUAUCGAAACUGUCUUCAUUAAUUUGGUUAAAUGUCUUGAUAUUGAUGAAUAUGACGUUGGUACACUAGCUGAAUCUAUAUUAGACGAUUUGAUUUCCGGUCUGAAACUACCGUCGAGUAUUUGUUUGCUAGACGAAACAACAGGCUCAUCAAUUAGACCACCAGAUCCUCAUAUCUCUAUUCAGGUAGAGGCAGUUCUGUCGGCAAAAUCCAAAAAAAGAAAAGACUAUUACAGGAUUAUCACUCAUCUACAGAACAGUAUGUCAAAGGUUUUGGGAAAUAAUCAAGGAUAUAGUUGGAAGCGCUCCUUAUUAUUGGUUAGAUUUUUAACUAAACUUCAAUCAAGUAUGGAGAUGGUUCCAGAGAGAGAUACUAUAAAAGUUAUAUUUGAUCAAUUGAGUUUGAAUCAUCCAAAAGUUACUCAUCUAACUAUUAAAUCUCUCAUUAUGAUUGCAAAUAGAAUUCUAUCACUCUCUGAUUAUAAUUAUGAUACUAUGAAUGCUUAUAAAACCUCGUUUCUUCCAGGAUAUAUGACUAAGAUAGAAACAUCUGAUCCAACAUUUUCUCAAAGCUUUUCAAAAGAAAUGACUAACUUUAAGGAUUCUAACUAUUUCAUUGAUGCGAAAUGUUUUGUUGGUUGGCUAUCUUGGGGCAGCAGCAUGUAUGUGGUUAAAACUAGCAAAUAUCCUAUAAACUUACGUGAAAAUGAGGAGGGCAUAUUGUCAGAUUUUGGAAAAUAUUUAAGUGUUGACUUGUUAAGGGAAUUAUGUCACGGUUUUGUUGAGGAUAAUGAAUCUAAAAAUGUAUUCAGUAGCAGUAAUGUUUCUUUCUUUGUACUAGUAUUGUUACUAAUCAGUGAUGAACUCUGUGAUUUGAAAAUAUGUGAUAUUUGUGGGCUUUGUAGAGAGUUUUACAAAAGAGACAGUAAAGCAUCCAUGAUCAUGUCUGCUGAGAUUUUUGGUGCUCUUGUUUCUGGAAGUAAAUUCAUGACUGAAGUAGAGAAAAAAGAUAGAGAUGUGUUUCUAGAUGAGUUCUUGCCAGAAUGUUUGGUUAACGAUCUAAACCAUGAUGCAUUUGAAGUGUGGUCCACAAUAACUUGGUGGCUACCAGCAGUAGUGGAUAUCAGGCGCUGUGAACCAUUUUACAAGCAUUUCUCAAAUAUGUCGAAUUUGAAAGAUAUUGACUCUGCAUUUUAUCAGUCUUCUAGAAUAUAUAUGUGGAGAGGUAUUUUGAUGGGACUUGAGUAUAGAAUGCCUAGUAUUUGUUCUGAUUUUUCAUAUUUGGCAUUUGAUCACCAAUAUGAUCAGGUUAGAUCUGCCAUUGGGAAAACCUUUUCAACUAUAAUACAAAACGUAUCCAAUCCAGGCUACGAAUCGACUUAUCUGCUUUUAAAUCAAAAGGAUAAAUCGACAGAUGGUCUAAAUCUCCAAUUGAAAAGAGUCCCAAAGUACAUUGAUGAUAUUAUUAAGAAAAUAUUUUCAGACGUAUUUUCAGAGGCGGCAAAACUUGAUGACAAAAUGACUCCACAAGAGGUUCUGAAGACCAGAUAUUUCUAUCUAACCUCAACUGUAAUCUACUGGAUGACGGAAAUGUUGCGUGGACCAAAUAAAAUUUUAUUGAUUCCAUAUCUAUUUGGUUAUAUCGUGCCAUUCUUAGCGCUACUGAUGAAAAAUAAGGAGAUGUGCUUCCUGGCUGGAAUAGAUCCUUCAAAGAUUUUUAUGAGAUUAGCCUUUGUUCCAGUUGGGCACAGAAUUCUUGGAGAUAUAGUUGAUAUUAUUUGCAGUGAUGAGUAUCUUCACACAACAAACCAAAUUAAGUUGCAGUUAACGUUUGUAGAGCAUUUUGAAUCUCUGCAGUUGUUACAGCUUUCAAAAGAGGACAAAAAGAAGAUACUUGACUUUGUGGUUGGUCAUCUGUACAACUCCCAAUCCAUCGAGAUAAGAACAACUGCCGGGAAAGUUCUAUCAGGUAUUGUUCACAACCUUGCGGACCGCAAGCAACUUGAAAGGCUUAUCUCUAAAUUUGAUGACCAAUUGGAAAAUCACAGCUACAAAGAAAAGAAGGAACUCUCCAGAAAUGACAUUAAUGUCCACGGUAGUGUCCUUGGCUUGAGUGCCAUAGUAUCUGCAUUCCCAUACGCGUUCCCAUUGCCUAAAUGGAUCCCCGCCCAGGUCAGUAUACUAGCCUCUUGGGCCAGGACAUCAGGAAUGGCAGGCUCUACCGCUAAGGAAACACUGAGCAACUUCAAGAAAGUCAGGGCAGACACCUGGCAGUUCGACAGAGAAGCAUUCACUUACGAUGAGCUAGAAGACUUAGAAGGUGUUCUGUGGAAGAGCUAUUACGCAUAG